GCUCCUGCCAGGUAGAUGCCUAUAGGGGAGAGGACAACUCCAGCUGAACUGAUGCAUCUCGGCACCUGAUACCAGGCUCAGCUUCUGACAUGAAGAAAGAUAUAGAGUCUUUAAUAGCCCAGGAAAAAGCAGAGAUCGUUGCCAAGUAUGAGAAGGGCAGGCAGGAAGGAGCUCAGAUUGACCCGUGGGAAGAUGCCAAUUUCACACUGUAUAAAGUUACAGACCGGUUUGGAUUCCUGCAUGAGCAGGAGCUGCCGACCCGCACGGCCUUGGAGGAGAAGCAAAAACAGCAGGAAAUCGAACGCGUGGACAAGUGGCUAAAGAUGCUGAAGAAAUGGGGCAAAUACAGAAACAGUGACAAGAUGUGCCGGCGAGUGUACAAAGGGAUCCCGCUUCAGGUGCGAGGCCAGGUCUGGUCGCUUCUGCUGGACGUCGAGAAGAUGAAGAAGGAGAAUGAAGGAAAAUAUGAGCAAAUGAAAGAACAAGCAAAGAGCUUUUCAUCAGAAAUCAAACAGAUAGAUUUGGACGUUAACCGCACCUUCCGAAACCACAUCAUGUUUCGGGAUCGCUAUGGAGUGAAGCAACAGGCACUCUUCCAUGUCCUGUCAGCGUACUCAGUUUAUAACACCGAAGUGAGCUACUGCCAAGGGAUGAGCCAGAUCGCAGCCAUCCUCCUGAUGUACUUAAAUGAAGAGGAUGCAUUUUGGGCACUGGCACAGCUGCUGACCAACCAGCGGCAUGCCAUGCAUGGUUUUUUCAUUCCUGGGUUCCCGAAGCUGCAGAGAUUUCAAGCUCACCACGAGCAGAUUUUAAGCAAACUGUUUCCCAAACUGAAGAAGCACAUGGACAAGGAGCAGAUGACUACAGGGAUUUACACGACCAAGUGGUUCCUGCAGUGUUUCAUUGACCGGACCCCCUUCACCCUCACCUUGCGGCUGUGGGAUAUCUAUAUCCUGGAAGGAGAGCGGGUGCUGACAGCCAUGGCUUAUACCAUCCUCAAACUGCACAAAAAGCGCUUGCUGAAGAUGACGCUGGAAGAUUUACGGGAAUUUCUGCAGGAGAAAAUUGCCGCUUCCCUGCAGUACGAGGACGAUGCCGUCAUUGAGCAACUGCAGGUGUCGAUGACUGAACUGCGCAAGAUGAAAUUUGACCUCCCCCCGCCAGCAAAGCCUGAGGAGUUCCCACGGAAACCCCUGGGCCUGGAGCUCUCCCUCAACCCAGUAGCCAUGAAGGGCAACGUGGCAGCCAACGGCCAGAACGGCCGGGUGGGCGAGCAUCCCCCAGACAGGGAGCCCCAUCCGCACAGAGGUCCCGGGGCACCCGGAGGAACGACGGCGGUGGAGGCGAGGACUCCCACCCUCCAGGGCAGUGAAGCAGCUGAAGCAACAGACAUUCACUUGCAUCCUCCUGGCAGGGGGCUGCCAGGAGAGGAGGGUCAGGUGGAGCCCACCAGGGACGGGCAGCCACUGUCUCUUCUGAAGGCAAGUGAGAUGCAGGCCCAUCAUCACCUGCCCACAGCCCUGCCUCUGGAGCAGCCUCUUCUCAUUCCCGGCCAUGCUGUGGUGGACCAUGAGUCAGUCUCCCUCCCUGCCCCGGCUGAGCACGGCUCCUUGGACUCCUCUCUCCAAAACAUGCCAAGUGCUCCCGACUCAAGCACUGCUGAGCUUUCCGCUAUGGACCAUGCAGUAUCGCAGGCGAAUCCUGGUGCCCUGCCGGCUGGAGAACAAGCAUCUUCCCUUUGCAAAGAGAAAGUGCUUGAUGCACUUCCUCAUCCUCUCCCGGGCAGCUGGCAGCGGCUCUCCGGCGUGUCGCAGCACAACGGCUGCCCCGAAAGCGAGCACGGGGAGGAAACGGUCGAGAAGCACUGCAGAGCAGCGCUGCCGGACAAAAUGGACUUGAAGCGCUUGGAAUCCAAAGCUGCAUCCACGGGGGAGCUCACCAGCCUGCAGCAGAACGGGCCAGGGAGCGCCACCAGCACCACUCACUGGCUGGAGGGCUUUGGCCCGCUGCCCGCGCACGGGCUGGUGGGUGGCAGUGUGCCCAUCUUAUCCAGCAGCGAGUUGGAGGCAGCAGGGCUGGGCAAGGGCUGCCCCUUCCAGCGGUCGCCAUCCCCCACAGUGGAGGGGAACAGCCCCCACACCAUUAUCAAAACCACCACUCCCCUCCACCUGGCCCAUGCAACGGAGCAGGACUUCUCGAACAGAAAGCAGGUGGCAUUGCCUCUGCUGGACACUGGAUGUCCCCUGCCUGCCACCUCCAUGCCACCACCUCUUGCACUGGACCCAGAGGAGGCAGAUGCCCAAAAAAGCAUCCAGAAACCAUUAAACGCACUGAAAGCCCCACGACCACCCCUGAGCCCCAAACCAAAAUUCCUGCCACAGGUUGCCAAAUCCCAUUCGGAGAACAGUUUCCUUUCAGGCUCUCCUCCCCUGGCAAAGCUGCCCAAAUCGGUGACGUUUUAG
Molecule: messenger RNA, 2462 nt
Organism: Nipponia nippon (crested ibis)
Lineage: Eukaryota; Metazoa; Chordata; Aves; Pelecaniformes; Threskiornithidae
Product: USP6 N-terminal-like protein
Biological process (GO): regulation of GTPase activity
Molecular function (GO): GTPase activator activity; small GTPase binding
Source: RefSeq, a predicted model, not a curated record